Bufo gargarizans (Asiatic toad) is the source of this 3971-nucleotide messenger RNA. RefSeq names its product Sin3A associated protein 30 (gene SAP30). Gene Ontology annotation, molecular function: transcription coregulator activity; protein binding. NCBI's taxonomy places the organism in Eukaryota, Metazoa, Chordata, Amphibia, Anura, Bufonidae. Gene Ontology annotation, cellular component: histone deacetylase complex. Gene Ontology annotation, biological process: regulation of DNA-templated transcription. The transcript has 4 exons. The record is from RefSeq and is a predicted model, not a curated record. Bases 92 to 676 code for a protein of 194 amino acids.
CCUGUGUAACCUUGCCGUGAAUGUAAUGCACUGAAGCCCAGACACUAUAAACACAUGCCGGGCACAUAGUGUGCGGUGCCGCAGAGCUGCCAUGAACGGCUUCCCCUCCGAGGACUUAACCCUGGACAGCGGCGGGGAGGUGACCUCCCCUACGGCCGCAGCUGCCCCCCCGGUCCCGCCGCUGGCUCUGGGUCCCCUGAACGGGCAGCUGUGCUGUCUGCGGGAGGAAGGCGAGAGGUGCACCCGGCCUGCGGGCAAUGCCAGCUUCAGCAAGAGGAUCCAGAAGAGCAUCUCCCAGAAGAAAGUCAAGAUCGACCUGGACAAAACAGCAAGACACCUUUAUAUUUGUGACUUCCACAAGAACUUAAUUCAGAGCGUGAGAAACAGACGGAAAAGAAAGGGUAGUGAUGAUGACGAUGCGGACUCCCCGGUUCACGAUGCCGAUACCCCAGAGGUGGACCUAUUCCAGUUGCAAGUAAACACGUUGAGAAGAUAUAAGAGACAUUUCAAACUUCAAGCAAGGCCUGGUUUGAAUAAAGCACAGCUUGUUGAAAUCAUUGGUGGUCAUUUCCGAACUCUUCCAGUGAAUGAGAAGGACACACUUACAUAUUUCAUCUGCUCAGUCAAGAAUGAAAAAAACAAAAUGGAUCAUAAGUCUGACGGAGGACUCCAUUAGGCAACACGCAUUUGUGGUUUCUGGACAUUGGCAGCAGUUGGAGAUCUCUACAAGCCUCAGAAAAGAAGGACACUUGUAAAUAAAGUUCAGUGGGAUAUUUACGUUGUGCAUGGCAUUGACUAGUCUGACAAAAUUGUCACUUGACGCAGCAAUAACUCAGAAUCUAUAAUACUUUAUUUGCUCUGUUCCUUAAAGAAAUGUAGGGCAUGGUUGCCAAUUCUUUAUGUUCAAAAUUGCAUCUAAAAUGAAAAACGAAGCGGCUUUGCAAAAAGUCUUCUAGGUUUGUGUCAACAGCUUCUAUUCUGACCUAUACGUCUCCAUGUAACAGAAUCUAAACCCUGUGUCGUCUGAUCCUGCAUUCAUACUUCUAUCUGUCCUCUAUGUGCCAUACAGGGGCGGAUUGGCCAUAGACCCUACAGGGAAAUUUCCAGGUGGGCCGAUGCCCAAGCUCUCCUCAUGGCCGCAGGUCUGGUACAAAACGAUCUGAAGCUCAAUGGCCGCAAACUCAACUGUAUUACCAUCCUCAGGACAGUGAUACAUUUAAGGGCGGCAGUAUUUUGUGCUGCACUGUGGUAUCUGGUUCUGCUGGUGCGGUACUUUGUGCUGCACAAUGGUAUUGCAGGCCCUAUCUACUUCUGUUGGCCCCUUCUACUUAUGUUGCCCAGUCUUCUAUCAAUUUAGUCCCGCUUAAGAACAUGGGGCCACUUUUUUUUUUUUUUCAAGGCCACUUGAAGUUCCCAAUCCGUCAUAUGUUUGAUAGGUUAACAGACAGUAGGAACAGAUAGCAGGGCGUAUGACUGCAGGUAUAGCCUACACAGACUUUGUAGUCUGGAGACACAUCGCUCUGAAUAGAUGGAAGGUUUUUAACUAAGGACCCUAUUAGACUACUUAGUAUUUGGGCAGGACAAGGGCUGAUGGAUGAUAAACACAUCCAUUGGCACUCAUUUGCACCGGCCUUAUUGCACAGAUCAGUGCAUUUCGCUGAAAGGCGCUAAUCAGCCAAGAAACGAGCGUGAUCAUAGUUGCAUGGUUAAUACGGUUAAAAAAAAUACAUAAGUCCAUCAACCAAGGGAACGGUGGGGACAUGAAUCCCAGAAGGAAGUGAUCAUACAGGCCAGUUAUUGGGGACGAGCAUGCUCAUGAUAAUUGCCCCAAAAAUCGUUUGGCCUAAUAGGGCCUUAAAGAGUAAUGCUGGUUAUUGAAAGUUAUCCCCUAUCCACAGAUUAGGGGAUAACUAUCAGAUUGGUGGGGGUCCUACCGCUGGGACCCCCACGAGAACUGGUGCCUCAUACCCCAUAGAGCCCCCCUGAAAUGGACAGAAUGUCAGAGAUGGCAGUUCUGCGCUGUGGGUAGGGGGUAACGUUCUAUAACUGGAAUACCCCUUUAACAUCACUUUAAAAAGUUGCUUACUUUCUCAUUUUGAGCAAAAUUAGAAGAAUACAAACAUGCCUGCAAAUGUCAACGCAGACUUUAACUCCUUUUUAUAUAGCAUCCCUUUAAUAUAUUUUAUAAAGCGCCACCACAAUGCCUGCUAUUGCUUUAUUACCCAGUGUGGCUGCACUUUAAGGUGCAAAAAUUCCUAAAAAAUGUCUAAUUCUGAAUUCUAUACAUUUAAUUUAUUUCUGCAGAUUGACAUUGAAGUAUUUGCUACUGAGGAGAGACUGGUCUAAUAACUGUGUUCAACAAGUCACAACUAAAUGAGCUUUCAAUAGUUUAGAGUUAUGUUUGUCAUAUAGCAUGUGGUAAUGCUAUAGGUUGCACAGACCCCUCCUAUUAUAUAUAGCCUUUAGAAGUUGCACUUUUCUGGGGAUUUUAGUCCUAUAAAUGUUGUUGGCAUGUACUGGUUGAUGUUGGUGACUUAAGUCUCUGGAUCACCCUGAAUGUAUAAUAUUGUGAUGGCUUUAAUAAAAAUAUAAAUUAAGUGCUCCCGAUGAAUAUUCCCUUGCUGUUAUUGAUACUGAGAAUUUUCAUAUUUGUACAUGUCCAAUAUAUAUAUGUCUUCUUAUUUUUGUAAAUGUUUUAUAUAAUCAAUGAUGGGUUUCAUUGUUUGUAUCACUACAAAAUAUAUAAGGAUAUUAUUCAUUAAAUAUAAUUCAUUCAAUAUUAUUUCAUUUUACCAGUGAUAUUGAUCCCAUGUUCCUAUGUGCCCACAUUGCUGAGAAAAAUGAUGUUUUUAAUAUAUGCGAAUGAUCGUCUAGGGACAACGGGGCUAGAGGCUCUGCUCUCUCGGUCAUGCCCUUUCCACUUACACAGGGUCAGGCAGUGUAAACGUCAUAACGCCUGGCCCUGACUUCUCCUAAAGUCAACCUAAGUGGGGGCUCAGCACUUAAAAAAAAGUUGCAAAAAUGGGUUCAUGCAACAUUUUAAUGCCAAAAACUGACAUCAAAAUCUUCGUAAAUGCCCCCAUUUUUCCUAAAAAAAUAAAUAAAAUGAUGAAGCAAAAACCAUUAUAGUUUUUGUAACAUGCUUAGUAAUAGAGAUGAGCAAACUGAUUCUAAUAAAUUGAUUUGUCUCAUCAACAGGGCAACCCUCCCCAGGGGAAGAAGCCCCCUCCUACCACUAGAUUGACCGGCCCCAGAGGCUCCGCUUUCUAUGCAACUGCCACGCCCCCUGCACUUUGACAAUGACAGGCCCCAUCAAUCAAGUGGAGAGGGUGUGGCAGUUGAAGAGAGAGCUGAGACUUUUAGAGUAAUGGUUAGGGAUGAGCGAAUCGACUUUGGAUGAAACAUCCGAAGUCUAUUUGCAUAAAAAUUCGUUCCAGUACUGUAUGGAGCAGGAGCUCCUUACAUCAUUAGAAUGUAUUUGCUCCAAAGCCAAAGUUGGAACUGAAACAGAGUUCGGGAAAUGUUUUUUUUGCAGUACAAAUAAAUUUAUGAAGUUAUUACCCAAAGUCUUGCAAGACUUUACGAAGCAAUAACUUUGGCUCAUCGGAGCCAAUACAUUCUAAUACUGUACGGAGCUCCUGCUCCAUACAGUAUUGGAACUAAUUUUUAUGCGAAUCGACUUCGGAUGUUUCAUCCAAAGUCGAUUCACUCGUCCCUAGUAAUGGUAACGCACCCUACCCCUCCAUUGCUCCUAGAGGCUCAUUUGCAUAUAUUAAAACAUUUUUCUCAGUAAUGCAGGAACAUAUGAACAUGGGACCAACACAGAUGCCUUCAGCUGCCAAGCGCAGAUCUAACUGGUCAACCAGUUCGGGUUGUUGCGAUACCCAAAUUUUGAUUCGGUUUCGAUACCAUAAAAAAGUAUUGCGAUACUCGAUACCAUGCAAAAAAAAUAAAACAAAAAAAAAAAGCCA